Molecule: messenger RNA, 2662 nt
Organism: Achroia grisella
Lineage: Eukaryota; Metazoa; Arthropoda; Insecta; Lepidoptera; Pyralidae
Product: facilitated trehalose transporter Tret1-2 homolog
Exons: 5
Coding region: 440-1972 (510 amino acids)
Biological process (GO): transmembrane transport
Cellular component (GO): membrane
Molecular function (GO): transmembrane transporter activity
Source: RefSeq, a predicted model, not a curated record
CGCAAGGUCAAGAGCAUAUGGGCUCUUUUGAAAACAGUCGACCGCCGGGCAGAAUCGCGAUGUGACAUAGCCUCAUGAAAUCAUAAAAAAAAUAAAAAGAGGCCGGAUAAAUUAAUUAAAUUCUAAAUUGAAUUUCGAAUUCUCGCAAAGCCGUACGAAUUGGCGAUUGUCUAUGUCUCGUGCGCACGUGCGGGCCGUGUUCCAAAUUUAAAAGCUCCAAUACGGCUGCUUCCCGCGUAAACAUUGUUUGUGCCGGUGUUAAUAUUAUAGUGAAAUCAUAGUUUAAUUUGUUUUUCUUAUUCAUAAACAAUAUAACUGUGAAUUAAAUAUUAUAUUUAAAAAAUAAAUCAAGUUGGUGGCCGACAGGGAUAAUAUUUCCGGGGGCGCAGGUCGUGCACGCGCGGCGUCGGCGGCGUGGGGAGACCGGCGCGCGCGCAACAUGUUCGCUACCAUCAAGGGUUUCUGGAAGGUGUGGCGUUAUGGCGAUCUCUACAUGGUGUUGGCGGCUCUCGCCGCGCAGUCCAUCAACAUAUCGGUGGGAUUCUGUCAGGGCUUCUCAGCGGUUCUGCUGCCCCAGUAUACGCAUGAACAUCCAAACAUCACAUACGAACAAAGUUCGUGGAUAGCGAGUUUGGGUGUAAUAUCUAACCCAGUGGGCGCACUGCUGGGAGGUAUGAUGGUGGACGCAGUCGGCAGACGUCUGCUGCUGCAGAGUAUCGUGCUGCCUAAUCUCAUUGGAUGGCUGGUCAUCGCCUUUUCAGAGACCUACGUGUUCCUAUGUGUGGGCAGAUUCAUCACCGGGUUUACAAUCGGUAUGUCAACAGUCUCAUACAUAUAUGUCGCAGAAAUCACGACACCAGAGAAAAGAGGGGUCCUGAGCGCACUAGGUCCAGGCCUGGUGUCUACUGGCAUAUUUGUGGUCUACUCAUUAGGUGCUUUCGUGCACUGGAGGAAGGUCGCUGCUAUCUGCGCUGGAGUAUCACUACUUACCCCAUUCCUGAUGUACUUCGUCCCAGAAUCGCCACUAUGGCUAGCUUCUAAAGGGCACAUGAAGGAAGCGUAUAUCUCAAUGUUCUGGCUUCGCCAAAACAACAGUGCAGCCCAGCAGGAACUAAUGGAGUUCACGAAAGACCGAAAGUCUGGAGAGACAAUGUCGUUCAAAGAGAAAUUGUGUCUGUUCAAACGGAGGAGUGUACUAAAACCUUUUAUAGUGCUGAUAGUGUUCUUUAUAUUCCAAGAGAUGUCAGGUAUUUAUGUCAUCCUGUACUAUGCGGUUGAUUUCUUCAAAUCUGUGGGUACUAGCGUAAAUGAAUUCACCGCUUCUAUCAUUGUUGGAGGAGUAAGAGUCUUCAUGGGUGCUGUAGGAGCGUGCCUGAUCAACAGCUUUAGAAGAAAAACUUUAGCUGCAACAUCGGGACUUUUAUUAGGCAUGGCGAUGCUCGGAGCAGCCAUUUGUGACACAUUUAAUGGGCCACCACUAGUAAAACUAGCUUGUGUUCUUCUACACGUGUCUUUCAGCAUGGUAGGUUUUCUACAAUUACCGUGGAUUAUGUCUGGGGAGUUAUAUCCUCAGGACAUUAGAGGAGUCAUGUCUGGAGCCACAUCAUGUUGCGCUUACGUCCUGAUCUUCUUUAACAUAAAGACUUAUCCUCAGUUGGAAAAAUUACUGACUAGCAACGGUACUCUAUAUUUAUUCGGAGUCUGUGCUUUAAUAGGAGCAGCAUAUUGUUUAUGGUUCCUACCAGAGACUAAGGGCAAGUCGUUGACUGAAAUAAUGAGGCAGUUUGAUGAAGAUAGGAACGAUUCAGACCCUGAGGCUUGUUUCUCAAAAGACAAACAGUACAGUAUUGAAGAUAGACAGGUACAGCGAAGGCACAGCGCAGGAGCUGCGGUCUCUUUAGAGAAAAACAAAGAUUUAUUCACACCGUACUGGAUAGAGGAAAAAGACGAAAAGACUAAACAAAAAGAAUAAAUUAGAAAACUCGAUGUACAAGGAUUAGUUCUAAAGAGAACGUAAGUCAGGGGUAAUAUUAUUGAAAGUAAAGUAUUUCAAAAAGCAAAGUAGAAAACUACGGGGUGAGCUAACUUGGAAAGGUGUAAAUCUAUUUUAAGACUAGCAAAUCCCGCAUCGUUGCGUGGAAUAUAGACUACGUUACUGGUUGAUAAUAUAGCUUUAUAUGCAUAGGUGAAAGAAUUUUAUAAUUCUGUCAAGUUUUUGAGUUCAUCUAUUGUGAACAAAAGAUCAAAUCUUUCCUCAUUAGCAGUAGUAUAGUCUACUUUGUUUCUUGUUGAUAUAACUUCAGUUUCAACAAUUUUAUCUUUGACUUUCGUCUCAGUGUAUUUAUUACUAACCCUGUAUUUAAUAAAUAUUUAAUUAGCACUUGUUAAGUUCAAAGUAUUACUUUUGAAUGAUAGUUACCAAUAUGUGAUUGAUGUUGCAAUGUGAUCGAAUAUUUCUAUAAUUUUUGUGAUUGAAUUAGAUUUAAGUGUGUUACAUUCCAUAGUUUUUAGUUGUUAUAAUGUAUACAAAGUGACGAUUUUUAUUAAGAUAUUGUAUAUAAUAUAUUAUUGGCUAUUUUUAAGUACAAACAUAAAACAGACUGGCUUUAGCAGAGUGGAAAGCAAAUUGUGGCUGGUAAAAUCUCUCCGUAGCAAAUAUAAG